AAAAUACCCACCGGCACGCUUCCCAAUACCACCGCCAUUUUUAUAACCGGCGGAGCAACCGUUGUCGUCACCACCUCGCCGCCUACGGUUCCUCCGCCGCCUCAUCGCCAUCUCUCUCUCUCUACAUAUCUCUCUCCAUUACAAUUUACACCUGCAUUUUCAAAUCUCUCGCUCUCGCUCGCAAUGGCCGACGAUAUCUCCGAUUCUUCGGAGUCCGUGUAUUAUCUCCACGGCGAUCUCGAUCUCAGCAUCAUCGAAGCUCGGUGCUUACCUAAUAUGGACUUACUCACCGAGCAUCUCCGUCGUUGUUUCACCGCGUUCGAUGUCUGCCGCAAACCGACCUCCACUGGGAGAAAGCACCACCACAAGAUCAUCACCAGCGAUCCCUACGUCACCGUCUGUCUCGGCGGAGCCACGGUGGCUCGUACACGUGUCAUAUCCAACAAUCAGAAUCCUGUAUGGAACGAGCACUUCCAAAUCCCCCUUGCUCAUCCUGUCUCACAGAUUGAUUUCGUUGUCAAGGACAAUGACACAUUUGGGGCCGAUUUUAUCGGGAUCGCCUCCGUAUCGGCUCAGCGGGUCAAAACAGGCGAUUUGAUCGACGAGUGGUGUCCGAUUAUCGGAUUGUUUGGGAAACCGCCUAAGCAGCAUGCAGCAAUUAGGUUACGGAUGAAGUUCACCGAAUGCGAAGAUAAUGUGGAAUAUAGUAGUGCUAAAUUUAGCUUACGAGGCUCGUAUUUUCCAAUGCGGCAUGGUGGACAUGUGACAUUGUUUCAGGAUGCACAUGUGCCUGAUGGAAUGUUGCCUGAAAUUGAAUUGGAAGGGGGUAGGGUGUUUCGGCAAGAGAAAUGUUGGGAGGAAAUUUGUCAUGCUAUACUCGAAGCACAUCAUUUGGUGUAUAUAACUGGUUGGUCUAUAUUUCAUAAGGUCAGGCUGGUGAGAGAACCUAGUAAGCCUUUGCCCAGAGGCGGAGAUUUGACUUUAGGGGAUUUGCUCAAGUAUAAGUCGCAAGAAGGCGUUCGUGUUCUGUUGUUGGUUUGGGAUGAUAAAACUUCUCAUAACAAGUUUUUCAUUCACACGGAAGGCGUAAUGCAAACACACGAUGAAGAGACUCGCAAGUUUUUCAAACACUCAUCUGUAAAUUGUGUGUUGUCACCACGCUAUGCAAGCAAUAAGCUUAGCAUUUUUAAGCAACAGGUUGUUGGAACCCUUUAUACACACCAUCAGAAAUGUGUGCUUGUUGAUAGUCAGGCCCAUGGAAAUAACCGGCGACUGACUGCAUUUAUCGGAGGUCUUGAUCUCUGUGAUGGACGCUAUGAUACACCAGAGCAUCGUCUAUUCCGUGACCUCGACACUGUCUAUCAGAAUGAUUAUCACAAUCCAACAUUUCCUGCUGGAGUUUUAGGCCCUAGACAGCCAUGGCAUGAUCUACAUUGCAAAAUUGAAGGUCCUGCGGCGUAUGAUGUGUUGAAAAACUUUGAGCAGAGAUGGAAAAAAGCUACUAAAUGGUCCGAGUUUGGCCGGCGGUUUAAAAAAAUAUCUCGUUGGCAUGAUGAUGCGUUGAUAAAGAUAGAGCGAAUUUCAUGGAUACUCAGUCCCUCUGACUCAAUUCCAAAUGAUCACCCCAUCUUGAGGGUUUCACAAGAAGAUGAUCCUGAAAACUGGCAUGUUCAGGUUUUCCGAUCCAUAGAUUCAGGGUCUGUCAAAGGAUUUCCAAAAAAUAAUAAACUAGUUGUGGCGCAGAACCUAGAAUUUGCCAAAAACCUGGUGGUUGAUAAGAGUAUUCAGAAAGCAUAUAUUCAAGCUAUAAGAUCAGCACAACACUUCAUAUAUAUUGAGAACCAAUAUUUUCUUGGUUCAUCUUAUGCGUGGCCUUCCCAUAAAAAUGCAGGAGCCGAUAAUCUUAUCCCAAUGGAAUUGGCAUUGAAGAUUGCUAGUAAGAUAAGAGCAAAAAAAAGAUUUGCAGUGUAUAUUGUCAUCCCAAUGUGGCCUGAAGGAAAUCCAUCCUCUGCCUCAGUUCAGGAAAUUCUGUUUUGGCAGGGAGAGACUAUGAAAAUGAUGUAUGAAAUUAUUGCUCAAGAGCUACACUACGCAAAUGUUGAAAACUCACAUCCACAAGACUACCUGAAUUUCUAUUGUCUUGGAAAUCGAGAAAAAUACGAUAAAAAUGAGCCAGAUGCAGUCUCUCAACCUCCCAACAGUGGCACAACUGUGGUUUCUGCUUCACAAAAAUCCGAAAGAUUCAUGGUUUAUGUUCAUGCGAAGGGAAUGGUAGUGGAUGACGAAUACGUGAUGUUGGGGUCUGCCAAUAUCAACCAACGAUCAAUGGCUGGUACAAGAGACACUGAGAUUGCAGUUGGUGCAUAUCAGAACCAUUACACAUGGGCGAAAAAGGGAAAACAUCCCCGUGGCGAGGUGUAUGGAUAUAGAAUGUCAUUGUGGGCAGAGCACCUGGGUAUAGUAGAUGACUGCUUCAAGGAGCCUGAAAGUUUAAUGUGCGUGAACACCGUCAACAAGAUUGCCAAAGAUAAUUGGCAAAACUACACAGCUGAAGAGUUUAGGCCCUUGCAAGGUCAUCUCCUCAAAUACCCAAUCCAGGUAGAUAGCAACGGUAAGGUAAGUUCCUUGCCUGGACAUGAAACUUUUCCAGACUGUGGUGGUAAGGUCCUCGGUGCUCCAACAACCCUCCCUAAUGCUUUAACCACAUAAACUCCCCUCAACAAGUUUUGGAGCCACAUUUUUCAGUAACACGGUUAUAUGCAUGAACCUACUGUCUAUAUUGCAAAAUCUAGAAGACCAAUUGGUAGAAUGACCAAAAAUGGUUAUUCUGCAAUUGUGUUGUACUAUACAUAGAUAUUGUAUCAUGCUAUUGAGAAGAAAUUACGGCAGAGGCAUUACUAACACUGUAAUUAUUUGAGCCGGAGUGAAAUUUUGAAAUGAAUCAGAUCAUGAGAGAUUAAUUUUUCCCCUCUA
Messenger RNA from Daucus carota subsp. sativus, 2973 nucleotides. Its product is annotated as phospholipase D delta. Gene Ontology annotation, cellular component: plasma membrane. The record is from RefSeq and is a predicted model, not a curated record. The transcript is spliced from 10 exons. Bases 184 to 2709 code for a protein of 841 amino acids. Gene Ontology annotation, molecular function: D-type glycerophospholipase activity; calcium ion binding. Gene Ontology annotation, biological process: phosphatidylcholine metabolic process; phospholipid catabolic process. NCBI's taxonomy places the organism in Eukaryota, Viridiplantae, Streptophyta, Magnoliopsida, Apiales, Apiaceae.